AUGAACUUGUGGGAGACGCUGCUGGAGCUGAUCAUCGCCGCGAUCGCCGUGGCGUCGCUGCUGUCCAACGUGCUGGUGCUGCUGUGCUUCGCUUCCAGCGCGGAGAUUCGCGCGCAGGUGCCCGGCGUCUUCGUGCUCAAUCUGUCCUUCUGCAACAUCCUCGCGGCCACGGUAACCAUGCCCUCCACCAUGCUCGGGCUAGCACGUGGCGGGAAACCUUUUGGAGACUUGUUCUGCUGGACCCUGAGCUUCGCGGACACCUUUUUGACCACCAACACCAUGCUGAGCAUGGCUGCCCUGAGCAUUGACCGCUGGGUUGCUGUGGUCUUUCCACUCACCUACUCCAGCAAAAUGAGGUAUACAAGAGCUUUUGCCAUGCUGGGCUACGCGUGGCUCCAUUCCCUCACCUUCUCCCUGACCCCAGUGCUCCUCUCCUGGGCUGAUUACAGCCCCACGUACGCCUCGUGCACCACCGUGCACCCGGACCACUCUCACACAGCACACAUCCCCUUCACCGUGUUCACAGUGCUGUUUCACGGGGCAUCCUUCGCGCUGUCUCUGACAGUGCUCUGCCUCGCCUACCUGAAAGUGCUUCAAGUGGCUCGUUUCCACUGCAAGAGGAUUGAUGUAGUAACAGUGCAGACCCUCUUACUGCUGGUUGACAUUCAUCCCAGUGUCAAAGAAAGGUGCUUACUGGAGCAGAAGAAAAGGAGGCAGAGAGCUACCAAGAAGAUCUGCGUAUUCAUUGGCUCUUUCGUCCUCUGCUUCGGCCCUUAUGUCAUAACAAGACUGGCAGAACUGGUUCCAUCGGUGAGGAUCAGCCAUCACUGGGGGAUCGUCAGCAAAUGCCUGGUAUACAGCAAAGCUGCGAUGGACCCUUUUGUGUAUUCCUUGCUACGGCAGCAGUACAGAAAGGCACUCAUUGGCAUGACCAACAGGAUUCUGGGCCGGAACAUGUACUCCUCCUCUGGCCACAGCAGCUCCUCAGAUACAGAAAAUGAAUGCAACCUGCAGCGGGUUAGCUAA
Messenger RNA from Colossoma macropomum (tambaqui), 1026 nucleotides. RefSeq names its product G protein-coupled receptor 78a (gene gpr78a). Gene Ontology annotation, molecular function: G protein-coupled receptor activity. The transcript is spliced from 3 exons. Gene Ontology annotation, biological process: adenylate cyclase-activating G protein-coupled receptor signaling pathway. The coding region runs from base 1 to 1026 and encodes 341 amino acids. NCBI's taxonomy places the organism in Eukaryota, Metazoa, Chordata, Actinopteri, Characiformes, Serrasalmidae. Gene Ontology annotation, cellular component: membrane. The record is from RefSeq and is a predicted model, not a curated record.